Molecule: messenger RNA, 2517 nt
Organism: Parasteatoda tepidariorum (common house spider)
Lineage: Eukaryota; Metazoa; Arthropoda; Arachnida; Araneae; Theridiidae
Product: egl nine homolog 1
Biological process (GO): cellular response to hypoxia
Molecular function (GO): ferrous iron binding; peptidyl-proline dioxygenase activity; L-ascorbic acid binding
Source: RefSeq, a predicted model, not a curated record
GUUUUGUAAACAACAUGCACUUGUGACGCAAUCAUCAAAACAUAUUUUGUUAAUCUGCUUGUCAAACUGAAUUUGUUUUGUGUCAGAAACAGAUUUUUGUAUAUACAUUAGAAAAAAAAAACACAUUCCUUAUUACAAACAGGCAUGAAACAGACCGCACUCUUUUAUUACCAGACGUAACAUUUUGUUAAAGAUAAAAUAAAACUUUUCCCCAUAUUAACCGUUUUAUUAUUUUGCCUAUAAGAUGGAAAUUCAUCAACAAAUGUCAAGAAAUCCAGCAACGUUUUGUAAUUGGUGUUCAGGAAUCGGAAACAGCGUUUGUAAUCGCUGUAAAAAAGCUUAUUAUUGCUGUCGGGAUCACCAAAUAAAACACUGGCCUACUCACAAAAAGGAAUGUAAACAGCAAAAUAUACCACAAGCUACUCAGAUAUCUCUAAAUACACCGAUUUCUACCAAUCAAGAAUCUAGUAAUUUCUCAGCGUAUGGUGAUUGGAGUCAAAAUACGUAUGAAAAUUUUAAUCAGGUUAUAGUGCCAGAAAAUGAUUACAGUGCAAGUGCUUCAAAUAUGGUUUCAAGUUCUGAUGAAAGUUUAAGUUUUAAUUCAUCUUCUGAAAGAGAUGUAUUUUCGUCACUCAGCAGCGACUUAUUUAAUUCUGAAAAUAGUUUUUGGGAUGUAAUUAACACUGGUGAUGCCCAAAACUUAUCUGACCUUAGAACUGACCUUGAAAAGGAACGUGCCAUAGCCAAAAUUUCUGAAGCCUUGCAAACUGGAGCACCUACUCCUACUAUUAGUGAAUUGAAUGAUAGUUGGUUGAAAGAUGCUCAUGAUUUUAAUCAAUCAGAAAGCAUGCCCUUGAAGGCCAUAUGUUCAAAUGUCAUAAGUGACAUGAAUAAAUAUGGUAUAUGUGUAUUGGAUAAAUUUAUGGGUGACAAGCUUGGUAACAGAAUUCUCAGUGAGGUUAAACAUUUGUAUGCGCAGGGUAUAUUUGAGAAAGGUGAACUUAUAAAUAAAAAUACAGUUUUGGUGAAAGAAAAUAUUCGAAGGGAUGUUACCGCAUGGGUUGCUGGUACGGAACCUGGUUGCGCAGCUAUUUAUAGCUUAAUGCAAAAACUUGAUCUUGCUAUUACUACUUGCAAUAAAAUGCCAAACAAUGGGGUGAUAUCCAAUUAUAAGUUGCACCGAAGAACAAAGGCAAUGAUAGCAUGUUAUCCUGGGAAUGGGACAUUUUACAAAAAACAUGUUGAUAAUCCUCUUAAAGAUGGCAGAUGUGUCACUUGUAUUUAUUAUCUGAAUCAAAACUGGGAUGUAAAAAAACAUGGAGGACUUUUAAGAUUGUAUCCAACAGCUUAUAAUGACCAAGUUUCUGUCAUUGAACCUAUAUUUGAUCGAAUGAUAUUUUUCUGGUCUGAUAGGAGGAAUCCUCAUGAAGUUUUACCUGCUUUUGCAACAAGGUUUGCUAUCACUGUGUGGUACUUCGAUGCUGAUGAAAGAUCUCUCUUUUUAAAUCGAGGAAUUUUAUGAAAUAAUUUCAAGAAAUCCCAAAUAGUAAUUGAUACAUGUGCAUCUAAAAAGUUUGGUGAAUGGAAGUAUAAAAAACAUACCUUUAUGACGUAAUUAUAAUUACCCUCAUUCAUGUAUAAUUACCCUCAAAAUAAGAUCAGUUAUCACAAUACACUUAAAAUCAUGAAUAAAGCUGUUUGAGACAGUCUGUGAAGACCUCCUUUGGUAUGGAUCAAAUCACGGAUAUCAUGCCUCAUCAAAGAGGGAUCAUGCUUAAAUCUUUGUGAUCAAUAUGGGAUCAUGCUUAAAUCUUUGUGAAUGACCUGCUUCCUAAUUCCUCCAAUUUCUAAUGGCCAUCUUGCAACAGCAAUGAUUGCAUCGGCUUGAAACUUUCUGUGGUCAUAUUUGUUAUUGAACCAAAAUUGGCACACCACUUGUGGUUUCUUCCUCUUCACGUUCGAAGAAGACGAUAUAAGAACCAGAUGUUUGCUGCUUACACAGAGUGUGUAGCGUUUUUAAAAAGUGCUUAAAAGUGCAUAUUUUCGAUUUUAAAAAGCCAUUAAAGGUGCUUUUUUCAUUGGGUGUUUUUAAAGAGGGCUUAAUUUUCCCUUUUCCAAAAUGAGAUUUUUUCCUUUACAAUGUUGAUUUUCACCACGAAUUAUGCAAAAAGACAUAAAUUUUCACAAUUAAUUCAACCCCAAUCUAUUUGUCGAUUCGUAGCGUAUGAUUCAAAAUUUCAUGAUUUUUGACAUUUGUCAAAAACUAUGCCAAAAGUUUUUUUUUUCUGACAUGACGGUUAAAAUCGUUAAAAGUCCUUACAAAUAUUUUUUAGUGCUUGAAAAGUGCUUAUUUUUUGUUAAAAAAUUCGGCUACACACCCUGUUACAGAAUCUGCCAACAUUUUUUAAGCCACUAUCUUAACAUUCUACAACAACAACACAACAGAAAUUACCAGCACUGUGUACAUUUCAUUGACUUUGAACUUAAUUUAUACCUAAUAAAAGUUUUUCUAACCCA